AUGGCUACCAAUGCCAACAGUCGCCCUUCCUCUCGAGACUCUCCUGUGCCACAAGGAGCUCAAAGAGACCAAGAAGGUCACUACGUUGGAUCUUCGAGCGCAGCUUCCUUCCUUAUUCGUAUUCAGAAGCGUUUGCAUCAGAAUUCUUCCCUCUCACAUGACUCUACCAUCUUUACUUUCGGAGACGCUCCGCUCCCAGAGUUUGAUCUUUCCAUAUUCGUCCCACCACCGAAGCCUGAUGCGCAGAGGCUCGUAGAACGAUAUUUCGAAUACGCGGCACCCACUCAUCGCUUCCUACAUCGACCGACGAUCGAACAGCUUGUAGAGGAGUUUUAUGAGACCCAAGGUGAAAUGAGGAGUAAGGAAGACGGCAAAGCGAAGGCAGCGUUGUUGAUGGUGGUAUUCGCGCAAGCACAGGCAUAUAUGCCGCCUGGCAGUUCAGUGCAAACUAGCAGCGCUCGAUUUUUCCGCGCGGCUGAAAACCUGCUCUCUGGAGAACGUGGCGCUGUAAGACUAGCGAGUGUCCAGGCACGAUUGUUACAGUGCUUCUACCUUCUGACACAGUCCCGCAUCAACCACUGUUGGAGCCUCUUUGGCACGCUGUCACAUCUCGCCCUUGCCAUAGGGUUGAAUCGUGGUAGGAAAUGCGAUCCCUCAACCAAGGUGGACUAUGUGGAAAUUGAGAGUCGAAGACGCUUGUUCUGGGUUGCAUACUCACUUGAUAAGUACCUUGCUGCUGCUCUUGGUCGGCCACGAACCUUCAAAGACGAGGAUAUCGAUCAGGAGCUCCCAACGAUUGUCAAUGACAAUGACCUCCAUCCGAAUUAUAUCAAUCUCCCAACGCGAUCUACUUAUUCGUUGAUGACAGCCCCAGUUGAGCACAUUAAACUUACACGCAUCGUCUCUCUCGUGCUACGAGAUUUGUAUUCGAUUCGUCCACCCAGUCUGGCCUUGCGCGUUGAGCUAUCGGCGAAGUACACUUCGGAGUUGCACGCGUGGCACAACUCGCUGGUCGGAUUCCUCUCUGGCUCCGCCUCAAAUGCACAUAUCGACAACCAGCUGCUCAUACCAGUCUACCAACGUCAGCGUUCCGUUCUCAAUCUGGCGUACCACCACGCGCUUUUACUUAUUCACCGACCUUUCUUACUGAGGGAUUUCGCGAGUUUGACGCAUAUGCCAACCCAUCCAAACUGGAGUGCCACAAACUACGACGCAUCAGCCAACAUCACUGCCUGUCUCGAAGCUGCCAUGUCCCUGGUACGUUUCGUAGACGAUGUAUUUAUGUCGUCCAAUCUCUUCCGCUCUUUCUGGUUUACCCAGUACUAUGCAUUCUGUGCAGUGGUAGUGCUAUACAUCCAUCGCAUUCAACAGGGCUUGGGUGUGAAGACUAAAGUAGAGUGCGAAGGCUUUUUUGAGGCAGGUGUAAAGUGUCAAAGACAAUUGGAGACAGUCAGCGACACUGACUGCCUUGCGCACCGUUACUGUGUUGUCCUGGAAGAACUUAGGACUGAGGCGGUACGGCAAUCAGGGAGGCUAUCGACGCCCGCAGCAUCGGUUGAUACGCCUACACGCGACAACCCCAGCUUCCACGAUAACCCGAUUCUUCCACUGCCCUUGUCUGCACCAACUCCCGAUGCUGUACCACCGUCGUCAAAUCUGUCAAAUCUGCUUUACAACACUACUGGCAAUAACAAUAUCCCACCGACACCAAACGGUGCAGAAGCAUUUGGUACGACUAACGCAACCUUCACAUUUGACCUACUCGAUUGGACAGAUUUUGCUAGUUGGGGACAAUUCGAGGGCCUUGUGACAGCCGGUAAUGGCUCGUUUGACCCUGCAGGUGUAUCACAGAACGAGAACGACUUUUGGUUUGGCUCGUGA
Molecule: messenger RNA, 1881 nt
Organism: Alternaria postmessia
Lineage: Eukaryota; Fungi; Ascomycota; Dothideomycetes; Pleosporales; Pleosporaceae
Exons: 4
Coding region: 1-1881 (626 amino acids)
Biological process (GO): positive regulation of transcription by RNA polymerase II; DNA-templated transcription
Cellular component (GO): nucleus
Molecular function (GO): zinc ion binding; sequence-specific DNA binding
Source: RefSeq, a predicted model, not a curated record